Molecule: messenger RNA, 1945 nt
Organism: Xenia sp. Carnegie-2017
Lineage: Eukaryota; Metazoa; Cnidaria; Anthozoa; Malacalcyonacea; Xeniidae
Product: N-fatty-acyl-amino acid synthase/hydrolase PM20D1.1-like
Exons: 11
Coding region: 31-1557 (508 amino acids)
Biological process (GO): amino acid metabolic process
Molecular function (GO): hydrolase activity, acting on carbon-nitrogen (but not peptide) bonds, in linear amides
Source: RefSeq, a predicted model, not a curated record
UUGCCAGGAUUGCGUAGUGCCUUAGCGAAAAUGGCUUCGGCGUUUCAAUCAGAGGUGAACGUCCUGUUCGGCUUUGGUGUCGGAUUUGCUGGCGUUCUGAUGCUUUUAUCGUUAUUUAUCGUGAAAAGAGUGGUGGAUCUGUCUUCCCCCUCUAGAAAGCGCUCGUUAAAGAAAACAAAAGCGGGGAAGUACAUAGAAAUAGACGAUGAAAUGUUGACACGAUUCUCCAAGGCCAUUCAAUGCCAAACUGUAUCCUACAGUAUAUCUGAGAAUGAUGAACCAUGGAACAAAGACGAGCUGAUCAAACUUCAUCAACAUAUCAGAAUUUCAUUUCCUCAUGUGCAUUCUUCUCCAUUGGUGAAAUGUGAAAUGAUCAACAAAUACAGUCUCCUGUACACAGUCAAAGGUAGUGACUCCAACCUGAAACCUUACCUACUGAUAUCCCAUCUGGAUGUCGUGCCAGUCAAAGAUCAAAAAUGGGAUGUACCACAGUUUGGUGGUAUUGUGAAGGAUGGUUUCAUAUGGGGUAGGGGCACACUGGAUGUGAAAAAUGGUGUCAUGGGAUCUUUAGAGGCACUUGAGGUUCUUCUAAAAUCAGGACACAUACCAAACCGUGGUUUCUUCCUUUCAUUUGGACAUGAUGAAGAGGUGUUUGGCCACCAUGGAGCCGCGCACAUCGCUCGAGAACUGGUAUCGAGAGGUGUAUCUUUGGAGUUCGUUCAAGACGAAGGCCUGAUGAUUUUCAACGAUGUUUUACCCGGUAUCAAAACACCCGCCGCCUUGGUCGCUGUUGCAGAAAAAGGCGCUCUGUCUGUCAAAUUGAAGGUCGAGUCGACGGUCGGUCACGCAUCUAUGCCACCAAAGGAAAGUAGCAUUGGUAUUCUUGCCAACGCUGUGGCAAGAAUCGAGCGAAAUGCAAUGCCAUCAGCCUUCGGCCAUGGACCCGAGGUCGAGCUUUUCUCCGGACUUUCGCCUGUGCUUCCUUUUCUCUUGAGAGUAAUCAUGUCGAACAUGUGGCUUUUCAAACCUUUGGUUAGCUGGAUCCUCAGUAGAAAGGCGUCAACAAACGCGUUAGUUCGCUCCACCAUUGCUGUAACCAAAAUACACGGAGGAACAAAGGAUAAUGUUGUUCCGGCUUCCGCCACAGCACAUUUAAACAUCAGAAUUCAUCCUGGUGACACCGCAGAAAAGAUAAUCAACCACCUGCGUUCUUGCAUUCAUGACGACCGCGUUCAAAUUGAGAUCAUCGAAACAUAUCCUCAGUCGCCGAUAGCGUCCAGUGAUAGCGACAGCUUUGGUUACAAUACUGUCGUCUCUUCUAUUUUGGAUGUUUUCCCUGAUGUCGCUGUCGUGCCAGGCUUGCUUGUUGCCGGCACCGAUUCCAAACAUUUUCAAAAACUGACGAGCGAGAUCUACCGCUUCAUGCCGUCGCAGUUGAACAUGGCCGACGUGUCUUGCAUACAUGGCUCCAAUGAACGCAUUUCUGUAAAGAACUACGAACAAACAAUUAAUUUCUACUAUCGAUUAAUGAUAAAUGCCGACCAGGCUACGUUGUAAAAGUAUCCACUUAGACCAUGGUAAGGGUCCGUAUCCACUCGUGGAGAUUUUCCUUGGAAAAACCAUUUUUUGUUUUGGACCUGUAGGUGCUGCAGACGUUCGUGCACUGCUCGUGUCUUAGGCUUGCUAUACAAAAGGGAAUUGUUUGUUCAGGAAAAUUCUUUGGAGUGGAAAAGAGCCUUGAUUUACAGUGGAGUUUGCAAUUCGACCUUGAUGGGUAUCUUAUAUCGUCUGCUGGAGAUCUCAUUACGUCAUCGGCGUAUAUCUUGUUACGUCAUUGUGGAUAUCAUAUUACGUCAUUGGUAGAUAUUUUAUUUGGUCAACUUGUUUUGUAAAAUACGUUGUUAGAGUCUUGUUUCUAUCGUCGGAUCUAUAUUGGGAUUUCCUA